Pedinophyceae sp. YPF-701 is the source of this 513-nucleotide messenger RNA. The record is from the annotation of a GenBank genome assembly. NCBI's taxonomy places the organism in Eukaryota, Viridiplantae, Chlorophyta, Pedinophyceae.
AUGCAGGCCAUGACCAGCCUCUGCUCGACCUUCUCGGGCAUGACCCUCAAGGCCGCGCAGCCGCGGGCUGCGCCGGUCGAGCGCGCGUCCCUGCAGGUCGUCGCCUCGAAGCGGUGCGACCUCACGGGCGCGAAGCGGAACAAGGCGAACAACGUGACGUUCUCGGGCAAGCGCAACAGGAAGUGGCAGGAGGCCAACCUGCAGCACCGGCGGGUGUACUGGCCCGAGGGGCAGCGGUGGGUCAAGCUCAAGGUCACCACGCGCGCCCUGCGCACGAUCGAGAAGAACGGGCUGGACGCGAUGGCGCGGGAGGCGGGCAUCGACCUGUGGAAGCUCCCCUUCACGGACGCGCGCCCCGAGCGGCUCGAGUACAAGGCCAAGACGGGCCCGGUGGUGCCCAUGGGGAAGAACCCGCGGAAGAUGAAGAACGAGGAGAAGCUCGCGGCGUCGAAGAAGGGCCCGCUGCAGGCCAAGUACGAGCUCGGCCGGAUCAUGUACUACCGGGACGCGUAG